AUGAUGCAAGACGACGACAUUCCUAUCUGUGACACAGAGACUAGCCCGGAGACGCGCAAUGAAUCGCUAUGGGCUGCCCAACAGCAGGAAAUCAAAUGUAUUGCACCGGCUCUGUUGGAAAUUAAACAAGCAAAUGAAAAUAUUGAAAGCUCUAUUGCUUUACUGACGUCACAGGGUGCAGAAUUAACUAAAACAGUUAGUCAUUUAGAACAAAAGAUAAAAGAGGGCAACGAAUCCAUAGCCUUAUUAGAGGAUAAAAUUGAAAACAUGCAGUUGACUCUGCGUAAAACGAACUUUGAAAUAAAAAACGUGCCCAGGAAGGCAAACGAAACAAAGGAAGACUUGGUUCAAAUGGUCCUACAACUUUCUACCACCAUUGGGGCGGAUUUAAACAAAACCGACAUCAAGGAUAUAUACAGGGUGCGUGGCAAAAGAGUACAGCAGCAAAACACACCCCUUGUCAUUGAAACAUCGUCAACUUUAAUUAAAACGAAUAUUCUAAGGCUUUGUAAAGCAUUUAAUGUUAAAACUAAAUCUAAAUUGUGCACUAAGCACCUGGGCUUCCGAGUUUCCGAAGAUACACCCAUAUUUGUUUGCGAACAGUUAACCGCCAAGGGGUCCCGUCUUCAUUUUCUAGCUAGAGAUAUUGUUAAAUCAAAUCGGUACAAAUACUGCUGGACCGCCUAUGGCAGGGUAUACGUUAGGAAAACCGACAACUCCCCUAUCAUAGCAAUCAAAUCGGAAUCCCAUGUUCAGCAACUCAUAAAUAAUUAUUGA
Messenger RNA from Parnassius mnemosyne (clouded apollo), 777 nucleotides. Lineage: Eukaryota; Metazoa; Arthropoda; Insecta; Lepidoptera; Papilionidae. The record is from the annotation of a GenBank genome assembly.